This is a messenger RNA of Cannabis sativa, 3328 nucleotides long. Its product is annotated as GPI ethanolamine phosphate transferase 1. Lineage: Eukaryota; Viridiplantae; Streptophyta; Magnoliopsida; Rosales; Cannabaceae. The transcript has 18 exons. Bases 108 to 3056 code for a protein of 982 amino acids. The record is from RefSeq and is a predicted model, not a curated record. Gene Ontology annotation, molecular function: mannose-ethanolamine phosphotransferase activity. Gene Ontology annotation, cellular component: endoplasmic reticulum membrane. Gene Ontology annotation, biological process: GPI anchor biosynthetic process.
AACACGACUUUGAAGUUUGAACAACCAAUGCUCUCUCUAUACUCUCUUCCAGAUCGGAACCAAAUCAAACCAAACCAGAGAACCCAAGAAACUAAAAGCAAGGGCUUAUGGGUCGCGGUGAUGGGAUUUUGGGUACCAACGAUAGAGCAAGCUUAACCAGUAGACGGAAAUGGUUGAAGACGCGAGAGACAUGGCUUGUUGUCUUAGGUGUUGUUCUUCACGCUGUUUACAUGCUCAGUAUAUUCGAUAUCUACUUCAAAACCCCCAUUGUUCACGGCAUGGAUCCCGUCACUCCUCGAUUUCAUACCCCUGCCAAGCGACUCGUUCUUCUCGUUGCUGAUGGUUUACGUGCUGACAAAUUCUUUGAGCCUGAUUCUGGUGGAAACUAUAGAGCUCCAUUUUUAAGAAAUGUGAUUAAACAGCAGGGUCGCUGGGGAGUAUCUCAUGCUCGCCCUCCUACGGAAUCAAGGCCUGGACAUGUUUCCAUCAUUGCGGGUUUCUAUGAGGAUCCUAGUGCAGUUACAAAAGGAUGGAAAGCAAAUCCAGUGGAAUUUGAUUCGGUAUUUAACCAAAGUCGACAUACAUUUGCUUUUGGUAGCCCAGAUAUAGUUCCAAUUUUCUGCGGGGCAUUGCCACACAGCACCUGGAAAACCUAUCCUCAUGAAUUUGAAGACUUUGCAACUGAUGCCGCCUUUCUGGAUGAGUGGUCUUUUCAACAAUUUGAGAGCCUUUUUAAUAACUCCAAACAAGACCCAAAGUUGAAGGAGUUGCUUCAACAGGAUAACAUUGUCAUUUUUUUGCACCUGCUUGGAUGCGACUCAAAUGGUCAUGCUCAUAAACCCUUUUCAUCCAUUUAUCUCAAUAAUGUUAAAGUUGUUGAUGAUAUAGCUGCAAGAGUUUACAACCUUCUUGAAGAUUAUUACAGGGACAAUCGUACAUCAUAUAUAUUUACUGCUGAUCACGGAAUGAGUGACAAAGGUAGCCAUGGAGAUGGGCAUCCUACAAACACGGAUACUCCCCUUGUUGCGUGGGGAGCAGGCGUCAAAUAUCCCAGACCGAUUUCCAGCAGCAAUCAUUCCGACUGUGGUUUUCGUUUUGUUGAUGAACAUAUGCAUGAUGCACCAACUCCUACAGAAUGGGGUCUUCAUGACUUAGAAAGGGUGGAUGUCAACCAAGCUGAUAUUGCACCGCUCAUGUCAACUCUUCUUGGUAUGCCAUGUCCUGUGAACUCAGUUGGAAGUUUGCCUCGUGAUUACAUUAACUUUAAUGAGGCAACAGAAGUUGAAGCUGUGCUAGCAAAUACAAAGCAAAUCCUUAAUCAGUUUCUUCGCAAGUCACAAAUAAAACAGUCAAAUUCAAUAAGUUUCAAGCCCUUUAAACCUCUGUCCGAUUAUACCUCUAUAUUGGAUCAAAUUGAGGAACUCAUAUCUGGUAAAGACUAUGAAGCUGCAAUGAAGUUAGCUGAAAAUCUUCGGAGCUUGGCAUUGCAAGGACUCCAUUACUUUCAAACAUAUGAUUGGCUGAUGCUCAUGAGCGUAAUUAGUCUUGGCUACAUUGGUUGGAUGAUCUAUCUUGUGAUUCAUGUACUGCAGUCUUAUACUUCAUUGCCAGUACAGCUUCUUAGAAAGGAAUUCACAAAUUACCAGAGAGAUGAUUACAAAAAAGUUCAAUUUUGUGGAUGCCUUUUGAUGGGAGUAAUUAGUACUCUACUGUUUCUUGAGCGUUCUCCUCCUCUUUACCAUGCGUACACAACAAUGACAGUAUUUCUGUGGACACAAAUAUUUAGUGAAUAUCAGUUUAUUAAAGCAUCGUGGAAGCUGUUGCAUGGAAGAAGAGUUUAUUACGCCGCUAAAAUUCUAGCUACUUGUGCUGUGUCAGUGUUCAUUCUUGAAUUUCUGGUCAAUAGCUUUACCGAGAGGAAGCUCUAUACUCUGUAUUUCCUGGUAGCGGGGGUCGUAGGUUCUCUAUAUCUAUACAAGUCAAUUCCAUGGAGAUCUGGAAUACCAAUCUUUGUUUGUGCGGUGUGUUGGUUUUUAUCUGUUUUCACCUUGAUGCCAGCAGAAAUUCCAGAGAACACUUAUUUAGUAAUAGGGAGUGGAGCUAUGAUCAUCGUUAUUGGAAUUGCAGCGAGGUGGCUUGAUCUGCAUGCAGGAGGGAAUAAAUAUUGGAUUAGUCUCUGCAAUCAUGAAAAGAAGAAGCCCAAGUUUCCUAUGCUCUUCCUUCUACAGGCUCUUUUUGUGGGGUUAUCAUCUAUUAUGGUGCCAUUAUCAACAUCUCACAGGACACAGAAACAAGAAUUGCUUGCAUUACACCAGUUUAUCAACUGGUCCAUUGCCGGAUUCUCAAUGAUUCUGCCUUUGUUUUCGGCAAACAGUCUUUUGUCCAGGCUUACCUCCAUAUUUCUCGGUUUCGCCCCCACUUUCCUUCUGUUGUCUAUUGGAUACGAAGCAAUCUUCUAUGGUGCUCUUUCUCUUGUACUUGUGGCAUGGAUACUAUUUGAAAACACACUUCUUUAUGUAAGGAAGGUGAAAAGGCCUUCAGCAUCCAUGAAAAAUUUGGAGGAUAAUGUACUUGAACUAGAUGACAGAUACUUGCAACUGUUUGAUAUGAGGAUUCCAUUGAUCUUUAUGGUUUUGUUUAAUGUGGCCUUCUUUGGAACUGGAAAUUUCGCGAGUAUUGCAAGCUUUGAGAUUUCAUCUGUUUAUCGAUUCAUUACCAUCUUCAAUCCAUUCUUGAUGGCAGCCUUGCUUAUCUUCAAGUUAUUCAUCCCAUUCAUGCUUGUCAUAUGUGUAUUCAGUGCGAUAACAAAGAUGAACAAACUUCCACGUUCGGGUUGUUAUUUCCUUGUCAUAUUAGUCUCGGAUGUGAUGACUUUACACUUCUUCUUCCUGGUUCGAAAUACAGGAAGUUGGAUGGAAAUUGGUAACAGCAUUAGCCAUUUUGGAAUAAUGAGUGCUCAAGUUGUGUUUGUGCUACUGCUUUUUGCUCUGACCAAUAUUUACACGAAAGAUAUCCAUAUUGGUUCAGUAAAUCCCUCUUCUCAAAAAGCAAUGUGAACUCAGCAAUGGCAUCAGAUAUAUAUAUAUAUAUAUAUAUAUAUAUUUAUAUUUUCCCUAAUAGUAAUUAGAGCUUAUUAUUUUCUUCUGUUUGAGAGGUUUAGAGGAAUGGGAUUUUCCAGUUUCCCAAUUUUCUGUAAAUUUUUGGCACACAUUUCUUACUCGUAGGAUUGGACAGUCUUUACUUUACAGGUAGUAGUAUCACAUCAACACGUGUAUUUUCAAAUUAUGAAUUUUGCUCUCAUAAUUUUAAUUUGAUUAUACAUUAUUUA